GGACACUGGAUAAGGACACCAUUUGUUUUAAAGUCAUGGAGCUACUAACUGCUUUUCUCCAGUCCUCCAGUUCUGUCUCCCUGCUGGGGACUCUGGUAGUUCUGCUUCUUCUCUACAUCAUCUCCAACUCCAGAUGCAAAUCCCAGGAAGACAGGAAGGAUCCUCCUGGACCAAAACGGCUUCCUCUUCUUGGUAACCUGCUGCAACUGGACCUACAGAGACCAUACAACACAUUACUGAAGUUUUCCAAGAAAUAUGGGUCAGUGUUCACUGUCUAUUUGGGAGCCAAGAAAGUGGUGGUCCUGGCAGGAUACAAGACGGUGAAGGAGGCACUUGUCAACCAUGCUGAAGAGUUUGGAGAGAGAGAUGUACUCCAAAUUAUAAAAGACAUUAAUCAUGACCAUGAGGAAAAGACAAAAACUGAGCUUUUUCUAAAUCAUUAUCUUUUAUCUGUUUAUGACAUUUGGCCCAUAAUAUGGUAACUAUUUGCAGAACUGAAAUACUUCAUCUCAGGCAUUACAUGGUCCAAUGGUGAUUGCUGGAAAGAGAUGAGACGCUUUGCUUUGACAAACCUGAGAGACUUUGGGAUGGGCAAGAAGGCAAUUGAGGACAAGAUCAUUGAGGAGUCUCACUACCUCAUAGAAGUGUUUAAGAAAUUUAAAGGUGAAGCUUUUGAUACAUCCCAACCAAUAAACUAUGCAGUCUCUAAUAUAAUCUGCUCCAUGGUCUAUGGCAGCAGGUUUGAAUAUGAUGAUCCAGAGUUUACAUCCAUGGUAGAUCGAGUAGACAGGUAUUUUCAACUUUUGGGAACCACAUCAGUACAGUUGUACAACGUGUUCCCAUGGAUCGGCAAAUGGUUUGCUAACAACAAGGAGGAAUUCCAGAAGUUGGCUGAGGCCAUCAAGAAACAGAACUCAGAGCUGUUCAGUCGGCUGAAAGAGACCCUCAAUCCACAGAUGUGCAGAGGUUUUGUGGAUGCAUUUCUGGUUCAAAAGCAAAAUCUGGAGUCAUCUGGGAUUACCAACAGUCACUUCCAUGAUGCAAACCUUAUGACAACAGUCCUUAAUCUCUUUAUUGCUGGCACUGAAACAACAGCAACCACACUGAGAUGGGGACUUCUGCUAAUGGCCAAGUAUCCAAAAAUACAAGACCAGGUCCGGGAGGAGCUCAACAGGGUGAUAGGGAGUCGUCAGGUGCAAGUCGUGUUCAGGAAGAACCUGCCCUUCACUGACGCUGUCAUCCAUGAGACACAGAGACUGGCUAACAUCGCCCCCAUGGCGCUUCCUCACAAAAUGAGCCAAGACGUCACUUUCCAGGGUCACUUCAUUAAAAAGGGGACCACAGUGUAUCCUCUCCUAACAUCUGUCCUGUAUGAUGAGACCGUGUGGGAGAGACCACACUCCUUCUAUCCUGCCCACUUCCUGAACAAAGAUGGGAAGUUUGUCAAGCGAGAUGCCUUCAUGCCUUUUUCUGCAGGUCGCAGGAUUUGUCCUGGAGUGGGUCUGGCCAGGAUGGAGCUCUUCAUCUUCUUUACCACCCUCCUGCAGCACUUCCGUUUCACUCCUCUACCGGAAGUUUCAGAGGAUGAGCUUGACCUGACACUACGUGUUGGCUUUACCCUCAGCCCUUCACCCCACAAACUGUGUGCUGUCUCCUGUGUGUAG
Molecule: messenger RNA, 1664 nt
Organism: Monopterus albus (swamp eel)
Lineage: Eukaryota; Metazoa; Chordata; Actinopteri; Synbranchiformes; Synbranchidae
Product: cytochrome P450 2K1-like
Biological process (GO): xenobiotic metabolic process
Cellular component (GO): cytoplasm; intracellular membrane-bounded organelle
Molecular function (GO): iron ion binding; oxidoreductase activity, acting on paired donors, with incorporation or reduction of molecular oxygen, reduced flavin or flavoprotein as one donor, and incorporation of one atom of oxygen; heme binding
Source: RefSeq, a predicted model, not a curated record